CCAAACAAAUAACACUACAUAUGCAAAACAAAAGAAUAGUGUACAAAAACCAAUGAUAGUUUGAACUCGAUUACAAAAUUGAGAAAGCAAAAUCACUUGUAGGCCCCUUCACUAGUUUUUCUUUGUUUCACAUUUCAUGCAUUCAUGCAUCCAAAGAUUCUAACAUAUUCUCAGUGUUGAAUCUGUGCUGGCUAUCAUUUCACACUCGGAAACAGACGGAAAUAAAAAUUAAAGAAAACAAAUUUGUUUCUAAAAAUAAUGAAAGUAUCUUUUCCUAUGGGAAGUGAUGAUAGUUCACCGCGUUCAUAUUUCUUUUUAUAAACAAAGAUGAGAGUUUAAUGAAUUCAUCCUAAAAAUAAAUAUGAAGUUAAGACACUUGCAAGUGAAUACUAUUUCUUCACCCUAGUAAGAAGAAAAGGAAAUGAAAUAGAUUGGUCGAUGCUCGUAGGAGUAAGGAAUAAAAGGGUGACUGAUUCCACUCAAUUGGGUUGAGAUUUGAGAAGGCAAGCUUAAGCUUCCCUUUCUUUGCUUUUACCCUGUUAACGAGGGAUCAAGUCACAUGGCAGUCAACUUUUUGGAAAAUUCAACAAUUUGGAAAUGUAUUUUUCACGUGUAACGCGUAGUCAUCAGUUUACGUGGCCCUCGACGACUUUUAACCUAUGUUAUUCUUCUUUCCCAAGGAUUCAGUGCCCGCGGAAGCGGCCCUCUUCCUCUAUUUAACUCCUCCCCCACCCCUCCUCCAACCUAGUCUAAACUCAACAAAUACAGCCCCAACACACAAUCACAAAGCCAACAAGAAAAUCAUACCUGAUCAGUCGGGGUCUAGCUUUCCCCCAAUGCCGAGAAAAGGAAUGAGGAGCUUCUUCUUUUCACACAAAGCCGAUUCGUCCUCCGCGUCUCACUGCCCUUCACCGUCCCGAUCGACAGCCACUCCUUCGAUCCCUCGGAGAAGCAUUUCCGAUGCAGCAAUGGCGAAGGGUGUUGAAGAGGCAGAGGCCAUGAUUAUGAAAUGGGACGCGGAUACUUCAGCCUAUGCUAAAGUCACUUCUAUCUUUUACGAGAGCAAAAAAGAAGCCCAUGAUUUUAUCAAAUGCGUCAAUGACUUACAGAAGGCAAUGCAUUUCAUGGUGUCCGAGAACUCCAGCUCCGAGAUGGUGGUGCGUGCCCAGCGCUUGAUGCAAAUUGCCAUGAAGAGGCUUCAGAAGGAAUUCUAUCAGAUUCUUUCUACCAACCGCGCUUACUUGGACCCGGAGUCCGUGUCCACUCGAUCAUCACGUUUGUCAGCAAGAUCUAGCACGUCUGACUAUGACGAUGAUGUUGGACCGGAGGAUGAGAUUCGAACGGCAGGCGAUUCCAUUUCUGAGGUCGAACAAGUAUCUAGUAAUGCAAUGGAUGAUCUGAGAUCCAUAGCCGAAUGCAUGAUCUCGUCCGGCUAUGGCAAAGAGUGCGUACGCAUAUACAAAAUUAUCCGCAAGUCUAUAGUGGACGAAGGAAUAUAUCGUCUUGGAGUCGAAAAAUUAAGUUCUUCGCAGAUUCAUAAGAUGGAUUGGGAAAUCGUGGAGUUGAAGAUCAAGAAUUGGCUGGAGGGUAUUAAGAUAUCUAUAACAACACUCUUCACUGGGGAGAGAAUCCUUUGCGAUCAUGUCUUCGCGGCAUCUGACUCCAUGCGUGAGUCUUGUUUUGCGGAAAUCUCAAAAGAAGGAGCGACUCUUCUGUUUGAAUUCCCUAGACUGCUCGUAUCGAAAAGUAAGAGAUCCCCGGAUAUGGCGUUCCGUACACUCGACGUGUACACGGCGAUAUCUGAUAAUUGGCCGGAUAUUGAAUCGAUAUUCUCCUUCGAGUCCACUUCUUCUGUUCGUUUACACGCUCUCACCACGCUCAGCAAACUUGGAGAAUCAGUACGGAUGAUGUUGUCCGAGUUCGAAUCGGUGAUUCAAAAGGACUCGUCCAAAUCGCCAGUUGCAGGCGGAGGACUCCAUCCUUUGACUCAAUACGUGAUGAAUUACUUGUCUCACCUUGCCGACUAUAGCAGCAUUCUUGGCGACAUCAUUGGCGAUUCUCCACCGCCAGUUCAGUCGCCUUUGCCGGAGUUCUACUUCGAAAGUUCAGACACCGACAACACUCCGGCGCCAGCCAUCUCCGUUCGAUUGGCUUGGAUUAUACUUUUCCUUCUCUGCAAGCUGGAUGGCAAAGCAAAGCAGUACAAAGAGGUGUCUUUAUCGUAUCUCUUCUUAGCGAACAAUCUUCAACACGUCGUUUCAAAAGUCCGUACAUCGAAUCUCCGGUACCUCCUCGGAGACGAGUGGAUCUCCAUGCAUGAAUCUAAGCUGAGACAGUUUGCCGCCAACUACGAACGGUUAGGUUGGGGCCACGUCAUAUCGUCAAUGCCGGAGAACCCUAAGGCUGCCAUUUCGCCGGAGGAAGCCAAGGAAACUUUCCGGAAAUUCAAUUUGGAGUUUGAACAAGCGUAUCGGAAGCAAUCCUCUUAUAUCGUACCAGACCCGAAACUUCGAGACGAAAUAAAAGCUUCCAUCGCCAGGAAACUCGACUCGGUGUAUCAGGAGUUCUACGAGACCCAUCGUGAGACACUGGCCACCAUACGAAAUGCAGAGAUGCUUAUCAGAUUUGCCCCCGAAGAUGUGAGAAAUUGCUUAUCGGAUCUAUUUUACGGCACGGGUUCGGGAGAUUCUAUGAGUGUCUCUUCCACGUCUUCUUCGUCAUCCCCACGACGGCGCCACCGCUGAGUGUAUAGAGCUCACAGAUUUCUUGAUUGUAUUAUUAUUAUUUUUUUUUUGUAAUUUUUUUCUGGACAUAAAUAUACCUGUUUUGUUUUAUUCUUAAUUUCCUAAAA
Molecule: messenger RNA, 2851 nt
Organism: Vitis vinifera (wine grape)
Lineage: Eukaryota; Viridiplantae; Streptophyta; Magnoliopsida; Vitales; Vitaceae
Product: exocyst complex component EXO70H1
Exons: 1
Coding region: 660-2744 (694 amino acids)
Biological process (GO): exocytosis
Cellular component (GO): exocyst
Molecular function (GO): phosphatidylinositol-4,5-bisphosphate binding
Source: RefSeq, a predicted model, not a curated record